AGAAGUGUAGAGCAUGAGGAAAAGGGUGGGGAGACUUUUGGUCUGAGUUGGAGGCUAAUGGUUGGAUGUUCGAAACAUACAUAAACGACACUUGUUCAAUUCCAUUCAACAACCAAGUAUUCACGCAAUUCAAGAAUUGAAUUCGUUAAUAUUUUUUCUUCUCUUUUAUCUGAAUGGCGAAGCAGAGGCAAGAAGACGGGAAGAAGGGCGUGGUCGAUCUCAUGCCUCUUUUCGCCAAGGAACUCCUCGCCGGUGGCGUCGCCGGCGGCUUUGCCAAGACCGUCGUCGCUCCUCUCGAACGUGUCAAGAUUCUCUUUCAGACGCGAAGGACGGAGUUUCAGAGCACAGGGUUGAUUGGAUCAGCUGUUAGAAUUGCGAAAACGGAAGGCCUUUUGGGUUUCUACAGAGGAAAUGGAGCAAGUGUUGCAAGGAUUAUUCCUUACGCAGCUAUUCAUUAUAUGUCCUAUGAGGAAUACCGCAGAUGGAUUAUACAAACUUUUCCUCAUGUUUGGAAAGGCCCUACCCUUGACCUUGUGGCAGGCUCACUCUCUGGAGGCACAGCUGUACUUUUCACUUAUCCACUUGACUUGACUCGAACCAAGUUAGCUUAUCAGAUUGUUAGUCCAAAAAAGUUGAAUGCUUCGGGGAUGGUUAAUAAUGAACAAGUUUACAGAGGGAUCCUUGAUUGUCUUGCAAAGACUUAUAAAGAGGGUGGCAUCAGGGGUCUCUAUCGUGGAGUGGCUCCAACUCUUGUUGGAAUAUUCCCAUAUGCGGGUUUGAAAUUCUACUUCUAUGAGGAAAUGAAGCGCCAUGUCCCUGAGGAGUACAAUAAAAGCAUCAUGGCCAAACUCACGUGUGGAUCUGUGGCAGGGUUAUUGGGUCAGACCAUUACAUAUCCUCUUGAAGUGGUUAGGAGGCAAAUGCAGGUUCAAAAACUCCUGCCAUCGGAUAAUGCGGAAUUGAAGGGGACUCUUAAAUCUGUUGUUUUUAUUGCCCAAAAGCAAGGCUGGAAGCAACUGUUUUCAGGGCUGAGCAUCAAUUACAUAAAGGUUGUUCCAUCUGUUGCCAUCGGCUUUACAGUUUAUGAUAGUAUGAAAUCAUACCUGAGAGUUCCAUCAAGAGAUGAAGCUGCAGUUGAAAAUUGAAAUGGUAACCAACAAAGGAAUAAGAUGGACAUCCUCGCCGGAAUAAUAUAAAAUGAUCCCCUUCCCAUUUCAGCCUGCUAACACCCCCUAGACUUCAAACUGGCUUCUUAGUCUCUGUCGAUUUGACUGUUAUUUAUACAUAAUGGUAGUGCAUUCUUUCAAGUUGUACAGCGAGAUGGAGCUUAUAUUCCAUCUUCAAAUAGGAUACUACAUAUACUUCUGUACACCUUACCAAGGAAUGACCCCUUUAGAUUCGGGUCUCAUUCAUUUCAUCAUUUGAGGAAACAUCAUGUCUGUUGUUUAGAUAGGACAAACCAUGUACUUAUAAAUAAAAGAUAAAUUGACCA
Messenger RNA from Glycine soja, 1492 nucleotides. RefSeq names its product mitochondrial carrier protein CoAc2. Bases 174 to 1145 code for a protein of 323 amino acids. NCBI's taxonomy places the organism in Eukaryota, Viridiplantae, Streptophyta, Magnoliopsida, Fabales, Fabaceae. Gene Ontology annotation, biological process: transmembrane transport. The record is from RefSeq and is a predicted model, not a curated record. Gene Ontology annotation, cellular component: mitochondrial inner membrane. The transcript has 7 exons.